CUGUUGUUUGGCUCUUGAUGGCACCAAUUUCAAAGAUUCCAGCAGUGAUUUUCUGGCCAACGUGGAAGUAAUUGACAUGAGACUGAGUAAAUCAUUUAGCAACGGAAAUGUAAAUGUCUGAUUAAAAGUGGUGAUUCAAAGUUUCCUUCCGUAGAAUUAUGUCACAGAAUCGUAUAUGGUGAUAUAUCUAGAAACAAAUAUGGAAAAGAAAACUCAACCAAAAGUGUCAAAGAGGGGUCUCCCUGUCCAAAAACCAAAGGUUUGUCGACCUAAGGUAACGGGAGUGAAGUCUCGAGUCAAAGCUCCUCCCUUGAAACAAAAAACUGCUGUCGCAAUAAUGAAGAACCAGGUGAAGACUCACCCAGCUCCGAUUCCAGAGCCUGGGUUUGCCAUGUAUUCAACUGAUUUGGAGGAAGCAUUUUCUUUUUGCAAUGAAAAAACUACAUGUGCUAAAGUCCUUACCAUGCUUCGAAAUAAGCACAAAGCCGAUCCUGGUAACAGGAAGCCGGUAGGAUGUUCCAGCACCAAACAAGGAAAUCCACCUGUCACCUCAGCUGGGGACGGCUGUAAACUAGGAGGCGACCACCCUGCACAUCCACCUAUAGUCAUUCCUUGUGUAACUAACGAUGAUGACCAGCCCGGUCCUGUGACAGCCUUUUCUGUUCUGAGUGGCGGGAACACUCCCUUUAAUGACCGACUGGCAUCGUCCACACCGGACCCUGAUCGGCCCCAGAUCAUACCAGAGAGGGACACCAAUUCUACCCAGAAGGUCCCCUUUAGGGAUUACACAAUGGGGACUACUAAAAUGGACAUUCAAAAGGAGCGCUAUUUUCCAGGGAUGAACAGCCAACUAUUUAGUAGUCAUGGUUACAAAUCAGUUAUGCCCCCUGGUGGAGGUGGUGUGUCCAUCUCCCCAAGUCAGGGUUUCGUCAGUACCAAUAACGGACAGGAUAUGCCCAAUAGUUGGGAUAAACGUGAAAGUGACAUUGGGGCAUUUCAGGCCUAUAUUGCAAGGGAGUCAACAGGAUUUUCAACUUCUCCGGUUAAUGUCGCUGGACAUGCACCAGAGCAUGUUGUGGCAGCACAGGGGAAAAAUCAGUCGGGAAGUUCGGUGAUAAAAGUUCAGUUCUCCACAGUUCCUCAGAACACAGGCAACAGUAGUGGUACUGAGUAUAUAUACCUACCACAGCCAGUGGGUACUGUAGAUUCACAGGAACGCCAGAUCCCACCAGGAUUUCAGUAUCAAAAUGGUCUAUACCAGAUUCGUCCACACGGCCCCAUGACAGCAGGAGCCCCGGGCGAGGAGAGACAGAUUCAUAAUGCUCAUCUCAUCCCUGUUUACUCCACACAUCCACCAGAGAGUAUAGGGUUGGAUCAGGGACCUCAUAAAAACUUUGUUUGGGAAAUACCAGAAAGAGACAACGGACCAAUGAAAUCUCCCAGACAAGGUCAUGUGAUCAGAGAUGCUGUUCCAGAUACCAUAUCAACCAUUGAUGGUUCUGUGUCUGGUGCAAACACAUUUGAAGCUCUCACUCCUCGUAGCACAGUCAGUGAAAGCACCAACCCAUUGCCCUCUGUAAGCGAGCCAAAAAGUUUAAAGAAAAAGUCUAAAGUCGCAAGUUCAAAACCUAGACAGAAUAUCAAAGGUAAAAAGCAAAACUCUUCAUCAAAUGAUGGCACUGAAAACAAAACUGGUUCCUUUCAAACGCAGACUUCUCAGAUCAGUGCAGAAAGCACAGCAGCAUCACAAGGCGUAUCUUCAACCGGGACACUCUACCACCUAAUUCACACAGACAAAGGCAAGGAGCUGGUUCCAGUGUCCUUGGUGCACUACCCAAGCUUCGUGAAUAUCCCUGGGGGAGUACAUCAUGAUAGCAAAGGUCAAGGUCACAGUACAGGUGGUCAAGGUCAAGGUGAGGGAAAUUUUGAGCGACCUGUUGCUGUGUCUGUGAUGACAAAUGAGGCUGACUUAGCCAGCCUUAAACACCAAAGUCUGAGCUCUGCUGUAAAUAAUGAGGAACAGUCUGGUAGCUACGCUAACCCUAACCCCUGGAGUGGAGUCAGAUUGGACGCUGGAAUGAAGAGAGUCCGGUACUUACUUGGGGAGAUGAAAGAAUGUGGUAAAAUUAAUAAGGAUGUAGAGAUCGGUCGUCUGGCAAGAGAAGUUGAGAAGUCCCUGGAUUCAAUCCCCCAACUUAGUGCUACUUUUAGUCUCCAGGCUGAGGUAGAUUUAUCUCUUCAGCCUCUACGUAAUGAGAACGCACAACUACGCAGGAAACUUCGACUGGCAAAUCAAAACAUGAGGGAGUAUGAACAUGAAAAGGAGAAGGCAACAACAGGUGUGGAUUUUGAUGUGCUACACCUACAGGCCAGUAACUCAGGACUACAACGCCAGGUCAAAGAGGAAAUGGAGGAUAAGGUUAAACUAGCCGCGGAGGUGGCGAAUCAACACAAUGAGAUACAGAGGAUGAAAGUGGAGAAAAACAAACUGCUGGCUGCUCUCAGUGAAAAGGAAACAGAUGAGUUGAAAGUCAAACAGGAGUGCCUGAUGGACGCCCAGAAAUUCCGAAAGGAGGUAGAGGCCAUGAACCGCCAGAUUGAGGCCAUUCAGCUUCAACAAGAGGCGUCGGACCAGGAGAACCACAUCCUUCAGGUAUCACUACAGCAGAGGGACACAGAAAUCAGCAGACUACAGGAAAUGGUCCAGGACAUGAAGAGCAGCGUGUCUGAGUUGAUACAGGAGUUGGACCAGGCAGGUGACAACAGUAUCCUCAGUAACAAUAGCUACAGAUUUCAAAAGCUGCUGCAAGUCCUCGGAGGGGAACCACAAACAUCAAGUCAUACUUUUAAAAUCUUGAAAGGAAAAAGAACUAACCUUGUUGGAAGAGAAGAGUUCAUUUCCUUGUUUGAGACAAAGAAGGAAGACUUUUCCACCAGUGACAAACACAACACUGCCUCCCAAAGGAAUCCUGUCACCAGCCCGGCCUCAGCAUACACAGAAAUUCAGUGGGACAUAGCAGGUCCUGUUAGUGGGACUCGAGGUCCAGUGAAGACUCUUAGAUUUGAUCCCAGAGAAAUUGAGAGCAGUGAAGAAUACCAGCCAUCUACUAAACUGACAGAGCAGGCACUGGCUAGUCACAACAGGUCCCUGGGGCAGGAAAACAAGGGACAUAACUAUGACACAAAAAGGGAAUUCACUGGGAAUGCAUAUGUAGGAACUCAAGAGAGAGUGUUACCACGGCAACGCAGACGGAGCAGUUCUCCUCAUGGACGCCGAGAGUCAAAUGAAGGUCGCCACAGACGGGCCUUGAGUUCAUCUCCACGUCAAGUUGAACGAAUGUCUCUGAUUGACUCGGAGGUGAUGGACAGGUCAUUAGUGAAUACCGGUCAAGGGCGGAUAAAUACUUUACAUGAUGAUAGAGAAGCAGAGAGACAUGGUCCGCAGAAUAGAGUUGGCUAUCUCAGAGAUAAUUCAGGAAUUAAGGCGUGGGGCCAGCAAGUGAACUUUGAAUCUAAUCGUUCUGAUGCUGAACAGUCCCGGUAUAGUGUUACAGAUUACUUCAAAAAGUAUCAAACUUCUUCAGCUAAUGAUGAUAGCUACAAGGGGCUACCCAGUCGGCCAUGGUCCACACAUCAGCGAACAUUGAGUCAACCAGCACGACUGAUGUUAAAUAAGACUAAUGAAACUCCUAUUGACUACAGUGCUUCUAGAUUUACAAACUCUCGGAAUACAGAUUCAAACUUUAAACAGGGACAUUCCACAGCAUAUGGCAGCUACCCACGAUCAAAACCUGAUUCCCAGCAGCAGGCUGUCCAGGAUAGGGAGUACCAGGGAGGUACGAUGGAUAACUCCAUCAGUGCUAUAGAUGAUGAUAAUUUCUCUAGUGUUUCUGGUUCAGGGAAAACCUCAUCAUCAACUAUCACAGACAAAACCUUCCGCAAGGGCAUAGCCACUUUAGAUGCAAAUAUAUUGAAGUUACAGUUAGCUUUACAAAGGACUAAAAGUAUGUUAUCCUGAACAUCCAGGAAUAUGUCGGACUGGAUGUGAACUUAUAUAAUUAAUGUACGGGAUUCCACACAUGCUUAGGAUUCUUUAGUAUA
This is a messenger RNA of Pecten maximus, 4101 nucleotides long. RefSeq lists its product as uncharacterized. NCBI's taxonomy places the organism in Eukaryota, Metazoa, Mollusca, Bivalvia, Pectinida, Pectinidae. The record is from RefSeq and is a predicted model, not a curated record. Gene Ontology annotation, biological process: protein localization to centrosome. Gene Ontology annotation, cellular component: centriolar satellite.